UGACCCGUGUGCAAAACAUUUUGAAAGCCAUGCAUAAUUUUUCCAUAAUGCACAUUUUCGGAGAAUUUCUUAAAGACCCCCAUCCCCUCGUAUAGGAAAAUGUCCCUGGGGGGUAGACACUGAAGAAGAGCUCAGGGUGAAGGCGUCCUUAGGUCUGCAGUGCACUUACAAAGAAUUCAAAGAGGAAAAACACCCAGACGGGUGAGUAGAUGCUAGGUGGGCGAGCACGUGUGGCAGAAUGGUGGCGGUCACUGAAUCGAAGCAGUGGUCAUUUAUUAAGCUAUUCUCCUAACUUGUGCUGGGAAUUUUUCAUGAUGAAGUUGGAAGAAAUGAAAGGGAGAGGAGUCUGCGCAGAUGGAAACGUGCAUUGCUAUGGACAUGCGGUGUGACGAUCCCGUCCUGGCAGGCCGAUCGCGUCCCAGCUGCCUGCUUUGCUCUGCCCUGGCUCUGAGGCACACUCCCAGGGCCUGCAGAGCCAUCGCCCUGGGUUGGGCGUAUGUGCACUUGUCCCCUCCGGGACCUGCCACCCUGAGGACCUGCACUCACCUCUCAGGUGCUCCCGUCCCAGGUGAGCAUGCAGCCGGCAUGGUACAGCUGGCUCCCACCCCAGCCAUGGAUGAGGUCACCUUCAGGAGCGACACUGUUCUGUCCGACGUCCACCUCUAUACCCCGAACCAAAGACACCUCAUGGUGCGGCUGAACGGCGUGGGGCAGCCCGUGUUCCUGUCCCAGUUCCAGCUUCUGUGGAGCCAGGAAGCCUCGGGGACCCGGGGUGGUGACCACAGAGACCCACGCCCAGAGGAACCUCCCCUCGCCAGGCCAGGCAGCACGGGGUCUUCUCUUGGAAGUGGCCACAGUAGCGAGGGCUUAUCCAUCCAGGCUGAGGCGGACAGCACUGGCCAGGAAGGGGUGGGAGCUCUGCUGGACGAGGACGGGGACCUGGACGUGGUGAGAAGGCCCCAGGCCACUUCUGACCCCGACCCGACAGGGUUUCCAAGACUCAAGGUACAUCCCAUGAUCCUGACGCAGGACGAAGACGUCACGGGAGAUGACGCCCCCGAGAGCAGCCCCCACAGUGUCAUCAGAAUAGUGGGCAUUUCUCUUGUGGUUUCCGUCCCAUCCAGAGCACACCAUGGCCACCCCCCUGGAGGAUGUUGGCAAGCAGGUGUGGCGCGGUGCCCUGCUCCUGGCGGACUACAUCCUGUUCCGAAGGGACCUCUUCCAAGGACGCACCGUGCUGGAGCUGGGGGCGGGCACAGGACUGGCCAGCAUCGUUGCAGCCACCAUGGCGCACACCGUUUAUUGUACAGUAUCGGGAUGACUCACAUCACGAGUCGGCCACAGCAGCCACUGUGUCCGGUGCCUCCGGUGUCUCUGCUGCACCUGGAAACAGCAGACGAACCUGAAACCCACGAGCACUCUGCCCUUUUUUAUAGAAAGCCUUGAGAACAAGAUGAGUAUUUUCUGAUUGUAAAUGCCUGGCCUACUCUUGUGGAAGAUUGUUUAAAGCACAAAUAAAAAUUACUCAUAAUUGGACAGCCCCUAGAGUCACUCAGCAAUAUGGAUUUACUGAGCACUGGCUAUGUGCCAGGCAGUGCUGGGCGUGGGGGGCCAGGCCAGGCCGCAGGGUGCUCGCGAUUCAGGGCCUCUGUAAACUGUUCAUACGUGCACACGCACACGUGUAUAGUCCCAUGUCGUUCUUGUCCUUUGUGGGUGCACACUCCCAUGCAACAGCUGAAGUCAACUAUGAGCGAUUCUGUAUCGGCCAUAUCCACCAAAAUUUAUUGAAAAUCAUUUUUCGCAAGUACAUUUCCCCAUGUUGUUGAAAAGUAAGUAAGUAUGGCUUUUAGUGACCAAGAAAUACCUUGUCCUUUUGUUUAGCCCUCCUCCUGUGGCCAGGCGGUGGUCUGCGUUUGUUGGCUCCAUUGCAACGACCACCUUUGUACAUAACUGUCUGGCGACCCUCGCACUGGCUCCUAGGGGAAGGGGUGGCUUUUCUUAGCUCUUACUGCAUAUUGCCAGCUGACUUCGUCUUUCGUGUUGAGAGAGUUGUAGACUCACACAGAAACUGCUAGAAUAAUCCAGAAGGUGCUGUACCCAGUCCCCCAGUAAUCGUACCCGACUGUGGGGCCAUGACUGGAACCAGCCAGUCGUGGAUUCGGUGCUGGUGACUCUGGGCUCACGCACACAUCUUUGUCAAAGCACGCUGCAGACAGGAGAGCGGUAUGCAGACGCACAGUGGGCAUUGUAUUUUAGACCCUCUGCGGGACAGAGGCAUGACUGAGGUGGCAUCGCUGAUGUGGUUUGCGUUUCGUUGCUUACUAGUAAAUGUCUUCUCAACACAGAGUUGCUGGGAAAGGGGAGCUCAGGGGUCAUCUGUCGUGAGUCUAGAUUAACCCCAGCCAGGAGUCUGCAGGGCAAUGGCCCGCCUUGUGCUCCCGACAGUUUCACAGAAUGAGCACCUCCUGCCUUGGUGGAGUGCAGCUGCGCCUGGUGCCUGAGGGCAGGUGUAAUCAGACCAUGCUACCCUCUGGGUAGGUUUACAGUCGGAGAGCCUGGAGCUCACCUGCAGAUGGCACUUACAGUUAGUGAAGGCCUGUUGUGUGCAUCGGCCCCUGGCCAUAAGUUCACAGUGACCCUGGGCAGUGGCCAGAGAGCUGUUACCAUCCCUCUUGCCCAAGUAGGAAGCUUGAGGCCAAGGUCAAGUCACAGACCCAAGGUCACACACACAGCUGCUGACAAGACCCUAGCCUUGGCCUGGCCUACAUGGGCCUGUGUCACGUGGGUGGUGUCCAGGCUGAAUUCCAGGGAGUGGGGUUCUUAAGCCUCUGCAGAGGCUCCCAAAGGGAUAAUGGGAGAACAGCCCUUGGGCUCCAGGGCUCCCACCCACUGGGCCAGAACUGCCCCUUCCUUUCUUUUUUUUUUUUCCCUUCCUUUCUUCUACUCGUUAGAGACUCAUUAAGGUCUCAUGACAAAACUAGCAUCAGAGGGCCAGCUCUGUGGCCUAGGAACUAAGAGAGCUGGUCUCGCAUGGCCGACCGUGCCAGGCCCAGCCCUGGCAGCUUGAAUAACGAGCCAGGUGCAUCUGUGAGAAGAGCCUGCCGGUGAGCAUGUUUGGUUUGAGCGGGGAGCUCCAGAGGAGCCUGCCCGGAUUCCUGCGGGUGUGCUGUCCGUGUGUGUCAGGGUACAAGCACGGAGAAGGAGGUGCCUGAUAGCCAGGUC
Molecule: messenger RNA, 3222 nt
Organism: Tupaia belangeri chinensis (Chinese tree shrew)
Lineage: Eukaryota; Metazoa; Chordata; Mammalia; Scandentia; Tupaiidae
Gene: METTL22
Product: methyltransferase 22, Kin17 lysine
Exons: 5
Coding region: 355-1446 (363 amino acids)
Biological process (GO): protein methylation
Cellular component (GO): nucleus
Molecular function (GO): protein methyltransferase activity
Source: RefSeq, a predicted model, not a curated record